AUGACCUCAAAACGAAAAUCAGAUGGGGAUCAAGAUGAUGACCAGCCAUGCAAGAAGAAGAUCAUCGAAUCAGUAUCUCAACCCAAGACUCCAAGAGGUGGCUCCAAGAGGACCUUUUCAGAUCAAGAGCAAAAGAAUCUAGAGCAAAUAGCUCUCCGUACUCUGAAGAGGUUGGAGCGUGAGGACAAGAUCCGAAAACUUCAAGAAGCAAAAGAAGUCAGGUCAGAAACGUCAGCUCCGCGUUCAAUCUCAUCAGGAACUCUGGAGAAAGAAGAAGGAGGCUCUACGGCCUCAGCCUCUACCGACUCCGCUCCAUGUCGAACUCAACAAGAACAGGAGAAUUCCAUGAUCGCCUGGAAAGAAGAACUUCUGGCUGAGAUGAGCAAGGAGGCCUUGAAUUUCCUCGAGUUCAAGGUGGAGAAUGAGUGUUUGAUGGUGAAGCCCAUCAAGACCAAAAACCAAGAGUUCAACAUGAAGGAGGCCACCUGCGAAGAAAGACGAGGAUUUGAGGCAGCUGAUCAAGCAGAAUGGAAGACUAUCUUGGACCUGAAGGCCGUCAAGGUACUAAGCCCAGAUGACUCCAAGAAGGUGCGACGUCAAUGUCCUCAUCGCAUUCUGCAAUCCAGGUUCGUCAGAAGAAAGAAGCCCGUGCCAGGUCUUGGCCAGUGGAAGUUCAAAUCACGUUGGUGCGUUUUGGGUCACAGUGAUCCUGAUAGUGGCACAUAUUCCACCUAUUCACCCAUGCCUAUGACAGAGAGCAUUUCCAUUUUCUUUCAGCUGUGCACCAACAUGGACUUGACAGUCACGUUCUGCGAUGUGACUCAGGCAUUCUGUCAGUCUGAACCCUUGGUAAGACCUCAAGGAGAGCUCUAUGUUGAAGCGUGUGAGGGACUAGGACUUCCAGCUGGCACGUUGAUACAAUUGGUGGCUCCUGUGUAUGGCCUUGAGGACGCUCCUCUCAGGUGGCAUCAGACAGUGAUCAGCUACCUGACGGAGCUUGGCUUUGAGAGGAGUCUUCUGGAACCGUGUUGGUAUGUUCGCCGAGACGACAAGGGCGAAGUAGAAGCCAUGGUUCUAGUGGAAGUUGAUGACUUGAAUGUGGUAGCCCGGAAGAACUUGAGAGAACCCUUGCUUGAACAGCUGAGCAAACGCUUUCGGUUUGGAAAGAUGGAAUAUGACGAAGCCGACUUUGCGGGUCGCCAUGUCAAGAUCCUCCCUGGCAAGAUAGAGAUGGACCAAGAGAAAUACAUCAUUGAGAAAUUGCACCCUGUCAGGUUGUCUCUUGGACGGAAGACCGACAAGUCAGCCCCCUUGAUGCCUGAUGAGUUCGAGAGUUUUCGAUCCAUGCUCUACCGGGUGGCUUGGGUUGCUCAUCAAACACGUCCUGAGGCGGCAGGAGCCGUCAGCAUUCUGUCCUCCCGGCUUAAGGAAGCUGCUGUUCAUGACGUGUGCUGUCUCAACAAGUUGAUCUCUCAUCUUCGAAACACAGCGCAACAGAAGCUGACACUUCAUUCCUUUAGCAAUCAAGACAUGAUAUUGAUCUCUGCGUCAGACGCCGGAGGUGUGGAUGGUCUUCCUUCGCCAGGUUCCAACGAGGUUGACACCGUUCAAGGAGCUUGGGUGAUCAUGGCCGCGGACAGACUUCCGAGCGCAUCGCAGAAGAUCAAGGUCAGUGUGUUGAGUUGGCGGUCGUGCAAACUCAGACGAAAAGUUGCUUCUACCCUUGCUGGAGAAGCGCUGGCGUUCAACCAGUCAUUGGGCGAGGUGGAGUGGAUUCAGAUCGUGAUCAGAGACAUAGUCAAAGGAGACGUUUCUCGAAGAGAUUGGACUGAGUCGCUCACGCCUCAUUUACCAGUGCUUAGAGAGAACUGUCAGCUGGCAGAGAGGUUGCAACAAUGUCAUGUUACAGAUGCCAAGAGCCUUUUUGACGCUCUCCUCAAGCAAUCGCCCAUGUCUCGACAAGAUAGACGUACUUCAGUGGAGCUGAGCAUAAUACUGGAGUCACUCCAAAAAGCUCAGAGUGUGGUGCGUUGGACUCCUCACCCGCGCAUGAUCGCGGACGGCCUGACCAAGGCUGAUAUCACUAGAUCGAAUGGAGCUUUAGAAGAUUUGUUGAGGACGUCGAAACUGGUUCUCUGGGACGAAAAGGAGGAAUUGAAACUCCGCAAAGAUGAUCCCAUGGCCAGGCGACGCUCCAAAGGAGCUUCAGCCAAGAUCCGACUUCAAGAAGCCAAUACAGCAUCCUUCCUCGUGAGGUACAGUAAAAGUGACCAGUCCAUCGACGAGCUUCUUCUGCCCGGCUAUGAGAAGGACCAGGUCGAAGUGUCACCACUAUUCCUGCUGGAGCGGGAUGUGCUCAGGGCCUUGUGCUUAGGCUCUGAGCCGAAGCAGCUGUUGACGCUGCCGGCACUGCCCGCACUUCCCGCCGCUGAGGCCGGCCGAAAGCAUGGUUUCUUCAGCGAAGAGGAAGAUGGGCCAAGGAGCACCAGGGUCAAAGGCGCGAUGGCUCGACUGGGCAUUUUCCCUAGCUUCUCCAUGCCAGCCCGGAUUGACGACCUGGCUCAAUUGUCUGUGUGGGUCGGGGAGGGCGGUACUGGAGCCAAAGGAUAUGGAGGACGGGCUGAGAUGGAGAUGACAGAGCCACAGCAAAGGGUGAAGUUCACGAGAUUGGAUUUGCAGACGCCUUUGUGUGAGAAGAAACAAGCACAGAUGCUUGAUAUGCUUGCCCGGAAAAGUGCUUGA
Molecule: messenger RNA, 2742 nt
Organism: Durusdinium trenchii
Lineage: Eukaryota; Dinophyceae; Suessiales; Symbiodiniaceae
Source: the annotation of a GenBank genome assembly